Molecule: messenger RNA, 447 nt
Organism: Sinocyclocheilus grahami
Lineage: Eukaryota; Metazoa; Chordata; Actinopteri; Cypriniformes; Cyprinidae
Product: retinal-specific ATP-binding cassette transporter
Exons: 3
Coding region: 64-405 (113 amino acids)
Biological process (GO): transmembrane transport; lipid transport
Cellular component (GO): membrane; intracellular membrane-bounded organelle
Molecular function (GO): ATPase-coupled intramembrane lipid carrier activity; ABC-type transporter activity
Source: RefSeq, a predicted model, not a curated record
UUCAAGUGUCUUGGCACAAUCCAGCACCUCAAAUACAAAUUUGGUGAUGGAUAUGUGGUCACCAUGAAAAUCAGAGCAGCCAAAGCUGGCACUGUACCAGAUCUGAAUCCGGCUGAAGCGUUUAUGGAGAGCACAUUUCCAGGCUGCAUUCAGAGGGAGAAACACUAUAAUUCUCUACAGUAUGAGAUUGCUUCCUCCUCCCUGGCCAAAAUCUUCCAGCUAGUCUUGGCCAACAAAGAAAUGCUGAAUAUCGAAGAUUACUCAGUGUCCCAGACAACACUGGACCAGGUGUUUGUGAAUUUCGCAAAGCAGCAAUCCGGAGACGAUGAUGCCAUUGUGUUGCACCCAAGGGCAGCCGGUGCCCGGCGGGACAUGAGAGUCUUUCCAGUGAAAACGAAAGCCUGAAAUCUUCACUGAAGAGGGUCAUUUGAGCAGGUCAAUUGGAGU